GAGCUCUCGCGAUACUUUGGCGGUAAUCCAUGUCCAUCAUGGCGGCCAGUAAGUUGGUCCUGGAAGGUAGAGUAAGUGUAAAGAGCUUCCUCCUCGGUCUCAGCGUCGUCAUUAUCCCCCUCAUAAGAACCUGCUAUGGACACCUCGACUGGGUUUUUGAUUACCUGACGGAAACUCCCGGAAAAAUAGCAAUUAGUUUGCAUGUUGCUAUAGUGAAUGGCGUGCUGUUAGUCCUGUACAGGGGACCUUUGUACAAGGUUGCUGUAAGAGCCUGCUUUUUAGGAGUUACCUUUGGGUGUGGCUUGAUUAUAAGCUGCACCGAAACCACUUGGACCCAUUUUGGCUGGUAUAUGUGCUCCUUGGCCUUCUUCCAUUACUCGGAGUACCUGGUGACGGCCAUCAUUAACCCUCGCAGUCUGUCCCUGGACUCCUUCCUGCUCAACCACAGUGUGGAGUACACGCUAGCUGCCGUCUGCUCAUGGCUGGAGUUUACGCUGGAAAUGCUCACCUUUCCAGCGCUGAAGCAGCUGACCUGGUUGAGCGUGGCGGGUCUGUUCAUGGUGCUGUGUGGCGAGGCUUUGCGCAAGUCGGCCAUGUUGACGGCCGGCUCCAACUUCAACCACAUCGUCCAGAACGAGAAGGCCCACAGUCACGUGCUGGUCACCAGCGGGGUCUACGCUUUCUUCAGACACCCCUCCUACGUGGGCUGGUUCUACUGGAGCGUGGGAACACAGGUCCUGCUGUGCAACCCCAUAUGUACUCUGGGCUACACAAUAGCCAGCUGGAGGUUCUUCCGGGAGCGCAUCGAGGAGGAGGAGAUUUCCCUCAUCAACUUCUUUGCCGAGGACUAUGUGGAGUACAAAAAGAGGGUUCCCACUGGGCUGCCCUUCAUCUCAGGAAUCCGCGUCAACUAGGCCCCUAGGAGCGUCACUCCCGAGUGGGCUUGACUCCAAAAAGCAGGCCGGCCCUCUUGUCAGCGUGGUCACGGGGCCAAACGUGGGCUGGACCGCACUCACUCACUCGCUGGCGAAGACGCCACAGCGGGCACGGCGGCAAGCCAAGUGGACCGCUUUUACUUGACCAAACUCUACCAUCCAGUUAGAGAGACCAAAACCUUUCACCGUGUAUUCUAGUAGCACUUGUUUGCAGUUUUGUUUGCAUGCUUGGACCAUGCCAGCUGCUGCGCUCUUGUCCAUAGGGAGAGGGUUUUUGCUUUGCACAGGAACUUGUAAAAGCCCAGUUAGGCUGCAAAAAAAGGGAUUCCGUAUUAAUAUUACAUCUAUUUAAUAAUGUAUCUAAAUCAACUGUAUUUAGCUAAGAGAUAAAUCACGGGUUAGAGGUUGGUACAAUACUAUUCCCAAUGUUUAGGGUUAAUUGUGUGUAAAGUUGUUUACAUGUUGUCAAGGCAGGUAGCGAUUGGACUAGUGAUGCUGCUUCUACCUCCUGUAAUUCAUCUCCUUUAUGCAGAGCAGCAAAUUGUAACAUUUCCUGCCUGGAAGGGCUGUGAACAAGUACAACAUAUAGUAAGAUGUCAGUUCGCACAUUUAGUGAGCAAACAUUAAAAUCAUAAAUACAUACGUUUGUUUAGAGGCAAGAAACGGAAAGCACAAGCAAUUGUGACGCAGUAAAGAAUGACAUCGUGCUCUUCAAUGACAACUGCCCUCUUAUUAUUUAUUGUACUUCUCUUUUUUUUUUUAAUGACAAUAAAUCCAAUGUAUAGCUCUCAUAUGUAGCAAUGUUUACAAACGAACCUGGAUGAUAUCACUUUGUUUUUACUAUUGUUUGCACCCAUUAUGUUGUCUUCAUGCUCAGCAGGGCUGGUGAAAUAGUGAGUGAAGCCACUGUGAAGUCCAAUCAAGCACCGUCGAUGUACCGUAUUUUCCGCACCAUAAGGCGCCCUGGGUUAUAAGCCGCGCCUUCAAUGAACGGCAUAUUUCAAAACUUUGUCCACCUAUAAGCCGCCCCGUGUUGUAAGCCGCAUCUAACUGCGCUAAAGGAAUGUCAAAAAAACAGUCAGAUAGGUCAGUCAAACUUUAAUAAUAUAUUAAAAACCAGCGUGAUGUGGGCGCGCAUGGAGUCGUAUAUCAACAUGGACGGAGCUGCGUGAAAAAAGCCACCCGGCCUCUUCGCGUAAACUUACCUUAACCACUCGCUCAUCUUUUCUUCAUCCAUCCAUCCCUUCGAGUUAGCUUUUAUGAUGACGCCGGCUGGAAAGGUCUCUUUUGGCAAGGUCUUCCUUUUGAAUAUCACCAUGGGUGGAAGUUUCUGGCCAUUAGCAUGGCAAGCUAGAACCACAGUGAAGGAUGACUUCUCAUUCCCUGUGGUGCGAAUAUUCACCGUACGUGCUCCCGUUGUAUCCACAGUGCGGUUCACAGGAAUAUCAAAAGUCUGUGGAACCUCGUCCAUGUUGAUAAUGUUCUCUGGCCGGAUCUUUUUUUCAGCUAUCUUGUUUUUACAAUAUGCACGGAAAGUAGCCAGCUUUUCUUGAAAGUCUUUAGGCAGUUGCUGUGAAAUAGUAGUCCGUGUGCGGAUGGAGAGAUUGCGUCUUUUCAUGAACCGGAAACCUGUCGCUUAGUAGGAGCCAUUUUGUGGUCUUUACAGAUGUAAACACACAAAGGAAAUGAAACGUAAUAUCCGCGCGCUUCUUCUUCUUCUUCUACGUGGGCGGGUGGUUGCUUACAGUAGAAGAAGAAGCGCUUCCUGUUCUAUGGGGGCGGGUGCUUACCUUGGCGGUUGCUUGCGUAGAAGAAGAAGCACUUCCUCUUCUACGGGGAAAAAAGAUGGCGGCUGUUUACCGUAGUUGCGAGACCGAAACUUUAUGAAAAUGAAUCUUAAUAUUAAUCCAUAUAUAAAGCGCACCGGGUUAUAAGCCGCACUGUCAGCUUUUGAGUAAAUUUGUGGUUUUUAGGUGCGGCUAAUAGUGCGGAAAAUACGGUAAUCCAUUUCAUCACCUCUGCUCAGGCUAAAAACAAAUCCCAUUUUUCACAGUUUCUUGUAAUUGUCUUGUUUUUCUUAUCCUCAUCAAAUGAUCUGUUAGUUUUAUUUCUGUAAACUUAUUAAAUUAUUUGACAAUUUAA
Messenger RNA from Nerophis lumbriciformis (worm pipefish), 3077 nucleotides. RefSeq names its product isoprenylcysteine carboxyl methyltransferase (gene icmt). Gene Ontology annotation, biological process: C-terminal protein methylation. The record is from RefSeq and is a predicted model, not a curated record. Gene Ontology annotation, molecular function: protein C-terminal S-isoprenylcysteine carboxyl O-methyltransferase activity. Gene Ontology annotation, cellular component: membrane; endoplasmic reticulum. NCBI's taxonomy places the organism in Eukaryota, Metazoa, Chordata, Actinopteri, Syngnathiformes, Syngnathidae.